This is a messenger RNA of Papaver somniferum (opium poppy), 1281 nucleotides long. RefSeq names its product probable xyloglucan galactosyltransferase GT17. Gene Ontology annotation, molecular function: glycosyltransferase activity. The record is from RefSeq and is a predicted model, not a curated record. Bases 1 to 1281 code for a protein of 426 amino acids. NCBI's taxonomy places the organism in Eukaryota, Viridiplantae, Streptophyta, Magnoliopsida, Ranunculales, Papaveraceae. The transcript is spliced from 2 exons.
AUGGUUCAAAAUAGUAAUUUAACUAAAAAGCAAUUGAGACCAGUUGGAUUAUUAACGUUUAGUUAUACAAUUGACAAACAAUUCUGUUUCUUCCGAUGGCGGAGGACUCAGCACCUCAAUGUGUACACCGACAUGUGUCCUCACGUCACUAACAACGGUUUAGGCCAACCACUCCUCCACAUGGAGGACGAUGGCGGCUUUGGCGGUGAUAAUAUGAACGGCGAAGGUGGAAGUACCUUCAGUUUGUUCGCGACUCACCAAUUCAUAGCGGAGAUGAUCUUCCAUGCACGUAUAGUGAACCAUCCGUGCCGAACAUGGGAACCCAGUGAGAACUCUGCGACAUUGUUUUACGUGCCGUUCUACGGUGGCCUUCACGCGUCUAGUAAGUUUCGAGAAUCUGACUUGGCAAAGCGUGAUGAAUUGGCGGUCGAGUUGGUAGAAUAUCUGAAUCAGCAGCCAUGGUGGCAGAGGAAUCAAGGCAAGGAUCAUUUCUUGGCACUGGGAAGGACUGCUUGGGAUUUCAUGAGGACGGAUUCCGGGUCUGAUUUUGGAGCCAAUUCGCUUUUAAAACUACCUCAUGUCAAGAACAUGUCUGUGCUCACAGUGGAAAGACACCCUUGGCAGGGCACCAACCAACAUGGGAUUCCAUUCCCAUCUUACUUUCAUCCCUCCACAUCGGCCGAGAUGGUUAAAUGGCAAAACAAAAUGAGGUCCAUGGACAGGCCUCACUUGUUCUCUUUCGUAGACGCUCCACGAACAGGAGUCGAGAAAGCAGCUAUCCGAGACGAAAUACUUCGACAAUGCAGCGAGUCACGUCGGUGCAAAAUGUUGAAAUGCGGCAGAGUCGGAGCGAGUAAAUGUCAUAAUCCAAGAGAAGUACUUAAAGUAAUGAGCGUCUCCAGAUUUUGCAUGCAGGCUCCAGGUGACUCGUUCACCCGGCGAUCUACAUUCGACUCGAUACUAGCUGGUUGUAUACCAGUCUUCUUCUCUCCGCACACGGCCUACACUCAGUACGAAUGGUAUUUACCGAAAGAUCCGAACGAGUAUUCGGUUUACAUACCCGAGAAGAAGUGGAAACAAAUAGAGGAGGAACUGAUGAAAAUUCCAAAAGCAAAAGUUGAGAAGAUGAGGAGUGCCGUUAUUGAUAUGAUCCCUAGAAUUACAUACACUCACCCUAAUGCAACUAGUGGUAAAGAUAAAAAUUAUCAAGAUGCUGUCGAUAUUGCACUUGAGCAGUUGUUCAAGCAUGUGAUGAUGAUUAACCCAACACCAAUCCAGUAG